Clonostachys rhizophaga is the source of this 3084-nucleotide messenger RNA. The record is from the annotation of a GenBank genome assembly. NCBI's taxonomy places the organism in Eukaryota, Fungi, Ascomycota, Sordariomycetes, Hypocreales, Bionectriaceae.
AUGUCCCCAGACGACCAGGUCAGACUGACUGGCCAUUCAAGUUGGAAACACAGUCUUUUCGCCAUGGCUUUCCCGGGCCUUCUUCCCGAUUGGAGCAACCUGCAAGUGCUCCAUCGCAACACCCUCCCUCCUCGCGCCCACUUCUACUCGUACCCUUCCGAGCAGGCGGCCUUGUCGUUUGACAGAGACCAGGGGAAUUUCCACAGUCUCAAUGGAACGUGGAAGUUUCACUAUGACCCUUCUCCCUUUGAUGCGCCUGCUUGGGAGCUCGCCAACUUCACAUCAUGGGACGAUAUCCAGGUUCCAGGCAUGUGGCAGACGCAGGGCUACGGUCACCCCCAUUACACCAACUACGACUACCCAUUCCCCGUGAACCCCCCGAAUGUGUCUUAUGUGAACCCUACUGGCUCUUACUGGCGCGAGUUUGAUGUCCCAGAGGACUGGGCCGGCCAGCAGAUCCGUCUACGUUACGAAGGCGUUGAUAGUGCGUUCCACGUCUGGAUUAAUGGGGAAGAGGUUGGUUAUAGCCAAGGAAGCCGGAACCCCAGCGAGUUCGACAUCACUCCUUACCUGCUCUCUUCCGGGGAGAAGAAUACCAUUGCAACCAGGGUCUAUCAAUGGUCUGAUGGCUCAUACCUCGAGGACCAAGACCAAUGGUGGCUCUCCGGCAUCUUCAGGGACGUGUAUCUGGUUCCCUUCCCUGAGUCUGCCGUUGUAGACCUUCAAGUCAACCCAGAGGUUGAUAGUUCACUCACCAAUGCUACGCUCAGAGUCAAUGUCACCACCCAGGGCGAUGCCGGCCCAUUGCAGAUCAAGCUGCUGGACCCGUCUGGGAACGCCAUUCACCAAUGGCAAGAUGCAUCGACUGCGCAGUAUGCACAUCCCAUCCAGAGUGCACAGCUACAACUGUGGUCUGCCGAAACCCCAACCUUGUACACGCUGCUCAUAACCUUUGGGGGCCAAACAAUUAGCCAACGCGUUGGCUUCCGUCGCAUCGAGCUCAAGGACUCCAACUUCUUGGUCAACGGAAAGGCAGUCAUUCUCUACGGUGUGAACCGGCACGAGCAUCAUCACCUCUCGGGACGAGCCGUGCCAUACCAGGCAAUGCAUACUGAUUUGAUCCGGAUGAAGAGGUCAAACAUCAAUGCCAUCCGGACUUCUCACCAGCCCCCGCACCCCGCUUUCUUUGAUCUUGCCGAUGAGCUUGGCUUUUACGUCAUCUCGGAGGCAGACCUAGAAUGCCACGGCUUUGGUGCGAUCCCCAACUACAGUGCAGAGCAAUGGACCUCGGACAACCCAGACUGGCAGGAAGCUUACCUGGACAGAGCCAUCCAGCUUGUGUACCGCCUGAGAAAUCACGCUUCCAUCAUCAUCUGGUCGCUGGGCAAUGAGUGCUUCUAUGGGCAGAACCAUGCUGCAAUGUCCAAAUGGAUAAAGGAGUUUGACCUAACUCGUAUUUUGCAUUAUGAGGCCGACUACUACGCAGCCGUCGUGGACGUCUAUAGCUCCAUGUACACUUGGCCCGAUGAAAUCUUGCGACGCCUCCAGACUAUGACAGACAAACCACAUAUUCUAUGCGAAUUUGCCCAUGCGAUGGGGAACGGUCCUGGAGGUCUAGAAGAGUACAUUGAGCUUUUCAGGACCCAACCGCAUCUACAAGGUGGGCUGGUUUGGGAAUUCAGUAAUCAUGGACUUCUCAAGAAAGAGGGCGACUUGGAGUAUUAUGCAUAUGGCGGCGACUUCGGCGACGAGCCGAACAAUGCCGACUUCAUCAUGGACGGGCUUGUGCUUUCCGACCAUACUCCCAUGCCGUCAUUACUUGAAUACGCCAAGGUCAUUCAGCCUGUUUCGGUGAAACUUACUGAAGAUUUGUCGCAAAUGACAAUAAUCAAUCAUUAUGACUUUAAUGAUCUUGGCGGGCUCGAGGCGUCCUGGCAUCUUGUUCAAGACGGGACCGUCACUGAGGCAAAGCCUUUGGAUCUCCCUGACAUUCUGGCCGGCACAAACAGUACCCUGAGCCUACCGCUCGACAGGAGCAGCCUCACGACGGAGGCAUGGCUCGUAGUCGAGUUCAGGUUGAAGAAGGAUACGCUUUGGGCAGAACAAGGGCACAUUGUUGCCUGGGAUCAGCUUCACAUCCCCUCGCAGCAAGAGCAAUUGUUGAAGGAGACAACAGCUCCCGAUGCCCAAGUGCCUCUCGUUCCUCAACGCCCAAUGAAUAUAAUCCACUCAGGCACAAGGCUUCUCAUAGAAAGCGGGGACUCGGUAUUUGGCUUUGGCCUACUGCAAGGGAACGUGACGUGGACAGCCAGUGGCAUUGAUGUGUUCGAGCGAGGACCAGAACUAGCCUUUUACCGUGCCCUCACUCAAAACGACGUGGGCGGCUCUGGGGACAACAACGAAUGGAACCGCGCGCGGGUUGGAGAGCUCCACACGCAGGUUCGUGAUGUGACAUGGCAGGAUCAGGACGGGAUAGUGAGGGUGAACUACAAAGUUCGGGUCGCUCCAAAGGUGAUUGAGUGGGCUGUGGAGGCUGAUCUCACUUACACAAUCGACCCCAAUAGAUUCGGUCUGACACUCCGUGUCCGCGGCGAAUUUGUAGGAAAGAAUGCUCCGUCCGUGAUCCCUCGUAUUGGUGUCUUGGCCGUGCUGCCAGUAGCCUUUGAUGAGGUUUCGUGGUUUGGUCGCGGCCCCGGGGAAAGCUACAAGGACUCGAAGCAGGCUUCUCGAAUGGGACAGUACAGCUCUUCGGUGGACGACCUCUUCACUUACUAUGACUACCCCCAGGAGAAUGGCAAUCGCGAAGACGUGCGCUGGCUCCAGGUUGGGGCUCCAGAUAAGAACACAACCGUCCAGGUACAAAUGAGAGACACGCCGUUUAGCUUCACCGCACGUCGUUACAUGCCGCAUGAUCUCAACAACGCGCAGCACCCCCACGAAUUGAAGCCACUCAACAUGACCAUCUUGCACCUAGAUUAUAACAACAACGGUCUGGGCUCAGCAAGUGUCGGGCCACCCCCAUUUGACAAGUAUCGGUGCUACGCGGAGCCGUUCGAUUUCACAUUGGAUUUCACGAAGCUGUAA